Messenger RNA from Lachnellula hyalina, 498 nucleotides. RefSeq names its product Histone H4 (gene H4). NCBI's taxonomy places the organism in Eukaryota, Fungi, Ascomycota, Leotiomycetes, Helotiales, Lachnaceae. The transcript has 6 exons. The record is from RefSeq and is a predicted model, not a curated record. Gene Ontology annotation, molecular function: structural constituent of chromatin; protein heterodimerization activity; DNA binding. The coding region runs from base 1 to 498 and encodes 165 amino acids. Gene Ontology annotation, biological process: nucleosome assembly.
AUGCCUUUGUUCAGCAGUCCCGCCAUGCGUGGUCCUCGUCCAGCCGGACGUCCUCAAGGCUCUGUGGGAGGGAAGACAGUAGCUGGGUCUGGCGUUGCCAGCUCAUCUGGUCCUCAAGGCCGAGGAAAAGGAACCAGAGGCUUGGGUCUCGGGAAAUCGAAUCUCAAGCGUCACAGUGAAUCUGAUCUGCGUUCUUCACAUCACAGGAAGAUAUUGAAGGAUAAUAUCAUGGCAGUCACCAAGAGCGAUAUCCGACGAUUGGCGCGACGUGGAGGCGUGAAGCGUAUCUCAGGAAUGAUCUAUCAGGAAACCCGCGAUGUUCUCCGGAAAUACCUCUCCUCGAUAUUGAACGACUGCGUCCUGAUCUGCGAACAUUCGAAGCGGAAAACUGUCACAGUCACAGAUGUCAUCUGGUCGCUCAAAAGACAAGGCCGGCCGAUCUAUGGAUUCGAUCAAAAUGCCUUGAGCAAGAAACCGGACACGAAGAAGCGAUACUGA